Molecule: messenger RNA, 909 nt
Organism: Blastomyces dermatitidis ER-3
Lineage: Eukaryota; Fungi; Ascomycota; Eurotiomycetes; Onygenales; Ajellomycetaceae
Exons: 3
Coding region: 283-909 (208 amino acids)
Source: RefSeq, a predicted model, not a curated record
CUACAAUGCAAGGUAGAGGAAAAGAAGAGACAGAUGAUCGAAUGGUGGCAGCAUCGAGAUAAGCCAUUUAUAUAAUACAAUGGCUUGCCAGUUCGUCUGUCUCGUCUGAUCAACUGCUUCCAUCCAUUCAACUAAAUAGAUUUCUUUCCUCCCUCUCCUAUCAUGGCUUCUUCUCGUGUUUGGCUCAUCACCGGUGCAACUUCCGGGUUCUUGAGAAACAUGCGGCCGGCUGCGGCCAGCGAGUGAUUGCUGCUUCCCGCAACCCCGAGAAGUUGAGGCUUGAUGAUGGUGCCGGCUACUAAGCUCGAUCCUAACCAGACCCUCGAGGAAAUCAAGGCGGCCAUGAAAGACAUCGUCACGAUAUACGACUCUAUAGACAUAGUGGUUAACAACGCUGGUUAUGUUCAGACAGGAAUCCUUGAAGAGGUUACCCCCGAAGCCACUUUCCGCCAAUUUCAAGUCAAUACCUUCGGCCCUCUAAAUGGAUUCUGUGCGGUGCUCCCGUAUCUAUGUGAAAGAAAUCCGGCACCCUGGUUACUAUCGGCUCGAUGGCGACCUCGCAUCCUAUGCAGCUUUACUAAGUUCCAUGCCGCAGAGUUGGAUAACCCUGUUAAGAAUAUGGAGAUUAUCUAUGAUGUUGUUACUUCCUCAGGACAUGCUGCUGGGAGAGAUCUACUUGCCUUGGGCAGUGAUGCUAUAGCUGAAAUUUCAAAGCCUGCUUCUCAGACUCUCACUGAUCUCAAGGCAUGGCAGGAGAUUAAUGUGAUAAGUGAUUUCUCUGAUGAGCAGGCGAGGAUAACACGCCGAACCCCCAACAAGAUAGACACGAGUGAUCCUCUUAUGAGAAAUUCCGAGGCUGAAAUCAUAUAUCAGUACUGGAUUCGAUGGAAGAUUCAACAGCAGAUUUGA